Guillardia theta CCMP2712 is the source of this 1995-nucleotide messenger RNA. RefSeq lists its product as hypothetical. The transcript is spliced from 11 exons. Gene Ontology annotation, molecular function: protein binding. Lineage: Eukaryota; Cryptophyceae; Pyrenomonadales; Geminigeraceae. Bases 1 to 1995 code for a protein of 664 amino acids. The record is from RefSeq and is a predicted model, not a curated record.
AUGCCGUUCUCCAACAGCUUGCAGCAAUGGAGCAGCGAGCUUCAAAAGGACUUGGAGGACAGGAUUUCAAAUCCGCACUAUCCUGUCCAUGCUGCCAGGUCCACCAAGUUUAUCCAGCUGUACAACAAGGUGCAGGCAGAGAUGCUUGCUCCUCUUUCCGAGCCGCAGGAGGGUGAGGGAGCGAGAACGCAGGAGAACAAGCACACGUCCUGGUGGCCGGUCUACCGUUGGGCCAUCGCGUAUUCGUCCCCUACCUUCCAUAGCAAUCUCGUAUCGCACAUGAUCAGGAGCUGCGGGGCCAACCUGUACCCUAGCAGGAAGGAGGCGGAGAGGAAGAGGAAGGAGCUGACCAUCAUCUCCAUGCAUGCUCGCGGCAUCCCCGACUGGGACCUUGCUGGGCAUGACCUGGCGGCAGCAAUCAGGGAGCAGGGGAACCGAGACUACGAGGAGUACGAGCAGCGAUUGUUCGAGCGCCUGAUGAGAUCGUCGGCAGAGGCCAAGAGGCAGAUGAUACGCCACACGUUCGAUCUUGUCUGGCUGAUACCCGGGCAGCAGAGGAGACAACUUCCCGACCUCCCUCUGCUCUUCGCCGCUCAGACCGAGACUAGCAUCAUACGUUCCUUCGGGCUCAUUACCGUGGGGGAGUUGAUAGUUCGGAUACAGUGCGCUGCGCGGCGCUUCGUGUCUAGGAGGAGGUUCCGCAGGUCCUGGGCACGUCGAACCCUUGCAGCAAGGCUGGUGAGGAGGCGGAAAGAGGCAGCGGCCUGCCUGAAGAAGCUGGCGAAGUUCUGCGGGAGCUCGCAGUUUACGGAUGCAUUUUCCCCCUUCUUCCGUCAGUACUCCAUCAACUUCCGUUCGGUCGAGCUGAGGAGCGAGCAGGAGCUGCGUUUCUACGAGAUUUACCAUCUCUUCCUCCUCAACUUCGAGAGGGUUUUGAUGCAAUUCUCAGCGAAUGAAGGGGUCGAGUACCAGCACCUUCUAGACUACUGUGAGAUUUCCUAUGGUGCCGGGAACCUGCAAACCAGAAGGUUUGUGCAAGAAAUGUUCCACCUGGUCAAAUACGAAAGUUUCCUCAAGCUGAUGCGUCAAGCUGGACUGGAGCAGAAGGGGGCGGAGUACAUGUUCAAGGAGCAGAUUUUCAGCUCGAAGAUCCUGAACGACAAAAGAAUGAUUUCUGCUGCGGGGGAAGAACAAAUGCUUCUUAACUUCUUUGCCAUCUACAAACCCCGCAGAACGGAGGAGGCCAUGGAGGAGCAGCGGAAGGAGGAGGAGGAGGAGUUUCUGAGAGGGAAUGUUCUGAGCAGCUCGUGCAAGUACAAGGUCAAGAAAGGAGAAGAGGCAGAUGCGACGAUGACAACGAUGAUGGAGAUGGAGAUGGAGAUGGAGAGAAAUGAUGAUGAUGAUGAUGAUGAUGAUGAUGAUGAUGAUGAUGAUGAUGAUGAUGAUGAUGAUGAUGACGACGACGACGACGACGACGACGACGACGACGUCGACGAUGAUGAUGAUGAUGACGAUGCUUUCUCAGAGCAUCAAUCUAUACGAUUUCUUCUCCCGCUUCUGCACGUGCUUCUGCACUUGACCACAGACAGGUGGGCAAGGACACGAGAUUCCUGGAUUCUCCAGGAUUGGAUCGACUACUUGAAGGAGCAGAAAUCGUCCGCUCAGAACACACUUGGUCAGGUUUUCGAAAUCUUCACGAAGGUCCGCCGAGCGGUCACAGACUGCAUUUCCCUCCAACAAAAAGACUUCAUCGCCAGAAAGUUCUUGGUGGCCUGGCAUGAGGAGGGGAAAGUCGCAGCCUUGCGAGCUCAGCAGGAGGAGCUUCAGGAGUAUUUCAACACCCGAGGAGGGUCUUCUGCUGCUCUCAAGAAGAAACUGCGGGAUAUAUCGAGCACUUUCUCCUCCAAGAUCGUGAGCCAGCAGCCAAGCAGGUCAAGGAAGAAGGAAAGUUUCAUCAACCUGCUGCAGAGAGCUGCAAGGGACGAGAAGACGUAG